Molecule: messenger RNA, 1709 nt
Organism: Anopheles coluzzii
Lineage: Eukaryota; Metazoa; Arthropoda; Insecta; Diptera; Culicidae
Exons: 4
Coding region: 176-1312 (378 amino acids)
Source: RefSeq, a predicted model, not a curated record
ACGGAUAUUACGACUGUAGCCGCCGAACAGUGAAUAGUCUCGUACAUACAUCGCAACCACACGCCGGUCGGUGUAUUCGUUUUGCGUUGUCGUCGUGUUGUCGUCUGCUGCCUGCUACCCGCGCGUUCCAUUACAUUGUGUCGUCGUAAGAAGCUUCCUUCCAACCGCUACAAAUAUGGCCAACAUUGAUCCGGUUGCGCACCGUCGAUACAAGGAGAAAAAGAUUGUAACUAACCAUGCUGCUGCCAGUACUGCUGCCGAUGCCGGUGACGAUGGCCACGUGGCUGAAGAGCAUGAUGCGACGGCAGAGGCAGCGGUAGUAGAGGAGGCACCAUUGGAACGGCAACAGCAACCACAAACAAAGCUGUCCAGUGGGGGUAGCGUUGAAACUGUUUCCGGUGCACCAAUCGAACGACGUGACCCGAUCGAGCUGGAAACGGAGGACAAGCUGGAGUACCGCUUCGUGCCAACCGGCAACGGGGUGGUCAACUUCAAGGUGCGCGCACCGAACGAUGCCCACAUCGCGCUCACCACCAACCCGGAGGAGUCGGACCCGAUGCUGGAGGUGUUUAUCGGUGGCUGGAAGAACACCAAGUCGGUCAUUCGCAAGAACCGCACCAAGCCGGACGUGGCGGAGGUGGAAACGCCCGACAUUCUGAACGCGGGCGAGUUCCGGGGCUUCUGGAUCCGUUGGCAGGAUAAUGUGAUUACGGUCGGUAAUGAAGGAUCGGCCGCUGCCUUCCUGUCGUACGAAAACCCGGAACCGUUCCCGAUCAACUGCGUCGGUUUCUGUACGGGCUGGGGUGCGACCGGAUCGUGGCUGAUUGAACCGGCCUCGGAGCAGGCGAGCCCAUCGGCCCCGACGGCCGCCGCCCUGAGUGCUGGCGGAGCUGCCUGCUGGGUUGCGGCGGCUAAUGGGGAAAUUCCCCCGAACGCGGUGGUCGGUGGUUCGGACGGUGAGGAUAUGUACAUUGGGCGGGCCCAGCACGAGGGUGGCAUCAUCCCCGGAAAGGUGGUCGCCUCGCACGGUGUGUGCUAUAUUGCGUGGGGUGGGGCCGAGAACCCGAAGGCCGAGUACGAGGUGCUGUGCGAUUUCGGGGGCGAGUUUGUGCCGGCGAGUGGUAGCGACAUUCCGCCCACGGCCCUGCCGGCCGGCGAAUCCGAGGACGGUGAGCCACUGUUCAUUGGGCGGGUGACGCACGAGGGCACGGUGACGGUGGGCAAGGUGCAGCCGUCCCACGGCGUUUGCUACAUUCCGUACGGCGGUCAGGAGCUUGCGUUCGCCGAGUACGAGAUCUUCGUCAGUCCUUAAGGAGGGCGUCCAACGCGCCACAAGGAGGGUCCGUUACCAAUAUGCGUUAACCCUUUGCGCCACUGCCUUUGCAGGGGGUGGCGAGGGAGAUGUUUUAGAAUUAUGCUAUAAACACACACCCACACACACACCAACACAUUUUACAUAUAAACAUGGCGCAGCACGCAGUUAAACGCACAGUCAAACACGCACACAUAGUCAGGUCGAAGGAGAAGCAGUGCAACGGGGUCGAGCUUACUUUUAAAAAGCGCAUGCCUGCAAAUGUUAUUGAACGAUGUUUAAUUUAUGAGCUUUAGAUAUUUAUGAUACCCCACAGCGAGAUAACAGUAUAAUAACCCUUUUCAGUGCAGUAGCAAGGAAGCAGUUCGUUAAAAUAAAUGAUCUAAAGUAACAGGAA